ACGUGUCUAAACUCCAAGAAGAAGAAGAAGAAGUGAAAAAAAAAACAAAGAUCUGAAGAAGAAAAAGAAAAACGAAUUGGAAGAGAGAGCUUGUUGGAGAUGGGAAUAAGGUUCAUAUUGAUGGUGAACAAGCAAGGCCAGACUCGUCUUGCUCAGUACUACGAAUGGCUCACUCUCGAGGAACGUCGCGCUCUCGAAGGCGAAAUCGUCCGUAAAUGCCUCGCUCGCAACGACCAGCAGUGUUCGUUUGUUGAACAUCGCAACUACAAGAUUGUCUACAGGCGUUACGCAUCUCUCUUCUUCAUGGUUGGGGUUGAUGACGACGAAAACGAGCUAGCGAUUCUAGAGUUCAUACAUCUUCUGGUCGAGACAAUGGACAAGCAUUUUGGAAAUGUGUGUGAGCUAGACAUAAUGUUCCAUUUGGAGAAAGCUCAUUUCAUGCUAGAAGAAAUGGUGAUGAAUGGUUGCAUUGUGGAGACAAGCAAAGCCAACAUACUUUCACCUAUACAACUUAUGGACAAAGCCCAUUAAAAUGCAAAUCACCUCGUUUCUAUUUCCGUUUCAUCACUCUGUUACACACGACUUCUUGUAUUAUUAUUAAAGAUGCUUCAAAGAGGAUAAUAUAGUUUUGUUUAAAGAAAACAAAAUCAAAAAGUACCAAUUGGGAGUACAAUUCUCAAGAACCCGAUUAUAAUAAGGAUAGUUACAUACGUACAAAGGUUUGUUUGUCGA
Molecule: messenger RNA, 732 nt
Organism: Arabidopsis lyrata subsp. lyrata
Lineage: Eukaryota; Viridiplantae; Streptophyta; Magnoliopsida; Brassicales; Brassicaceae
Product: AP-4 complex subunit sigma
Exons: 4
Coding region: 100-531 (143 amino acids)
Biological process (GO): vesicle-mediated transport; protein transport
Cellular component (GO): intracellular membrane-bounded organelle
Source: RefSeq, a predicted model, not a curated record